AGGGUGGACAAAUAUCAAGUCGCACUCCAGGAGUUGAUAUAAAUGUUGUAGGUUCACUGGAUGGAACCAGCAUAUAUGAUGUUGAUUUAGAUUCGGUAGAAGAUAAACCUUGGAGAAAGCCAGGGGCUGAUAUAACGGAUUAUUUCAAUUACGGCUUUAAUGAAUAUACAUGGAAAGCUUAUUGUGCGAAACAAAAGCAAAUGCGAGAGGAUCAACAUUCGAGAAAGAAAAUUCAUGUAUAUGAAUCUAAACAAGAAAUAAACAAUUUGCCGCCAGAAUUACAAUCCAUUAGCCAACCGCAAUCUGGGCUUGAUCAUCCGAGGUUCCAACAACAACGAGGACGAGGGCGCCGCGGGAGGGAUCAAGACGAUUCUGUAAUUCAAGUUGUAUCUAGUGAAAGAGAAGCUGCUUUAGAAGAAUUAGAACCAAUUCCACCACCAACAAUGGAUCAAAAUGAAGAUUACGGUAUGGAUGCCAAUGGUUACCCACAUGAUUUUCAAGGUCCGCCUAUGGGAAUGAGAAUGUUUCCGCCAACGGAUAUGCAAAUGGGACCACCACCAUUUUUCAUGGGAAGUCCAGAAAUGCCACCAACUGGUCCAAUGGGAUUUGAUCCAACGUAUCAAGGUGGUCAGCCAAUGCGCAAUAUGAUGCGUCCUACAGGAAUGCCUGGAGGGAUGCCCGGUAUUGGAACACGUAUGCCACCAACAAUGCCAGGAGGCAUGUCCGGUGGUAUGCCUGGCGGAAUGCCCGGCAUGCCACGAGGAAUGCCCGGAGGAAUGGUUGGCCGUGGACGGGGGAUGACAAUGGAUGAAAG
Messenger RNA from Scutellospora calospora, 814 nucleotides. The record is from the annotation of a GenBank genome assembly. NCBI's taxonomy places the organism in Eukaryota, Fungi, Glomeromycota, Glomeromycetes, Diversisporales, Gigasporaceae.